AGCUUCUGUUCAAGUAAAAAAAAAAAAAACGAAAAAACAAACAUUGAGGAUUAGAGUCCAUUCAAAUAUGUUAGCUGGAAGCAGAACAUUACUAUGGACCCUGCUGCUUCAGUUUAUAGGAGGUGUUUUCUCCAAGAGGUGCAACAUGGAGUGCCGCCAGCAACUUGCAUGUGCCGUGAGAGGCUCGUCUGUUCUCUUUUUUUGUCUUUUUAACGAUACGAAAAGACAUGAAGAAAAGCGAUUCAUAUGGGGUCAUUUGAGGUUAUCUAAAGUUCAUUUAAUUUUAAAUCAGUCAAGAAAUGUCUCUGGAAAGUUUGAAUACACUGGAGACAGGGAGCACAACUGCUCUAUGAAAUUACACCAAGUGGAGCAUUCGGAUGCCGGAAAAUAUUUUUUCAGAUACAACAACAACAAAGGAUGCCCCAAUAAAUGUAUAUUUUUAAAGGUCACCGAUCUGAACAUUUUAGCUGAAACUGCUGAUGGAGAAGCAUUUAAAGAAGGGAAUUCAGUGAAUCUUACCUGCAUCAACAAUUGUGAUGACAUCAAUACCUCAUCUGCGUACUCCUGGUUUAAAGAUGGGGAAAGCAUAAAUGAAGGACAUGUACUUCAUUUAACAAAUGUGUCGACUAAACAUUCAGGAAACUACACCUGCUCCCUUAAGUUGCAAAAGGACACAACUUCAGAAGUCUUUCGUCUUGAUGUUGAAUAUGGACCCAAAAACACAUCUGUGCUCAUCCGGUCAUCAUCUGAAGCAGACACUAAUGGCAGCAUCAUCCUGAUCUGCAGCAGUGAUGCACAGCCCCCUGUGCGGAAUUACAGUUGGUUUGAAAUAGUUGAUGGUCAGUUGCUGAAUGUUGGACAUCAGGCUGAGAUGUUUCCAGAACACAGUGGCCAGUAUUUAUGCAGCGUCUCCCACAAACAUGGAAGUCAGAACUCCACUGUUUUCACCCUGAAGAUGAAGAGUGAGUACUGGACUUUUCUGAGAGACGUACUUGUCACCAUUACAGUUGCCAUUGUUUUAGUCAUGACUGCUAUUAUUGCUGUUUGUAGGAUUACCAAAAACAAAAGGAAAAAACCAGAAGCAGCACAUCAGGAGGAAAGACAGUAUGUGAGGACACAGAGCCGUGUCUCAGACAGGUUGGUCUGCAGUACAGGGGUCCCAAAGGGAACAGUGCUGGUACCGUUCCUCUUCACCCUCUACUCUACAGGGUUCUCCAUCAACUCCCCACACUGCCACCUCCAGAAGUUCCCUGAGGACUUUGUCAUAGUUAUCACAUUGUGUCACCACUUCUGCUACAACAUUUUGCUGCUGAUGUAA
Cyprinodon variegatus (sheepshead minnow) is the source of this 1318-nucleotide messenger RNA. RefSeq names its product B-cell receptor CD22-like. The coding region runs from base 68 to 1318 and encodes 416 amino acids. NCBI's taxonomy places the organism in Eukaryota, Metazoa, Chordata, Actinopteri, Cyprinodontiformes, Cyprinodontidae. The transcript is spliced from 7 exons. The record is from RefSeq and is a predicted model, not a curated record.